Symbiodinium necroappetens is the source of this 627-nucleotide messenger RNA. Lineage: Eukaryota; Dinophyceae; Suessiales; Symbiodiniaceae. The record is from the annotation of a GenBank genome assembly.
AUGUGGUCUGGCUUCAGUUGGGCACUCGGUGCCUUGGACAAUGCCUACGCUUUGACCCAUCUCCGGUCACAGCGGCCGCGGUUCUUUGCGGACGGCUCGGGCGACAUCAAGGCAGCCGAGGCAGCACAAGUGGAGGCUUUCAAGCGCGAGCCUGCGGAGCUCCCUCAAAUGCAGUGGGGCGAGCCCAAAGGAAAUGUCUGUGCCGCGACUUUCCGGAGCCCACAGGCUGGGCGACUGCCCGAGGAGGUAGGCGACGCGAGCUUCUUCUUCGUGUCUCCAGAAGAAUCAUCAAUCCGGCCCUGGGAUGCAUCGACCGAAGCCUCCUCGGCACCUUCGGCCAUCGUGGUGCUCCUCCCAGCCACAGGGGAACAAGGACGGGGCGGACGAGUCGCCCUUGCGCAAGAGCUGGCAAAGUCCGGGAUGUGUUCGUUGGUCCCGACCGCCCCCUUCUACGGCGGCCGCAAGCCAAAGAACCAGGAGAUGCACUACGUCCGCUCCGUGGGAAUGUAUCUGGAGCAAAGCACUGCUAUCGUUGAAGAGGCCGCUGUCGCUAUUCGAUGGUGCGUGCGUUGCUGGCCAGGGGUCCCGAUUUGCGUCUCCGGCUUUUCGUCGCUGGGCGCUUGUUAG